This is a messenger RNA of Ostrinia furnacalis (Asian corn borer), 929 nucleotides long. RefSeq lists its product as uncharacterized. Lineage: Eukaryota; Metazoa; Arthropoda; Insecta; Lepidoptera; Crambidae. The record is from RefSeq and is a predicted model, not a curated record. Bases 122 to 445 code for a protein of 107 amino acids. The transcript has 2 exons.
GUGUAAACGAGAAGUUGCUAGUGACGUUAUCGUGAGGUUAUCGUCAUUCGGAGCCACAUUCGUCGGUCUCCGCUGGUCGAGUCAAGUUUUGUGCAAUAUGUGAAAUGAAUUCAGCUUGGAAAUGCGUGCUGUGUUGCUGGCAGUGUUAACUUGUCUGUGUGUGUGUGCAGGCUACGACAUGAUCGUUGGAGACACAGUGCACAAGAAGAUGGUCUUCCAUCAGAGGAUCAAGGACUUCGCGAUACCCUUCAAGAAGAGGAUUAAAACGAUGACUUACACGGAUCCAGAGAAACGAAUUAUAAAGGGCAUAGCAGCAGUAGACAACGACUUCUCUCAUGCCAGCGCCAACAUCACCGAUGGCGGUGUGGGCUACUCACACGUCACAGUCAGAAUGAAGAGCCAAAGACACCACCCGCUGAACUUCGAAGUCGAAAUAUACGUAUAACAGAUGAAUAACGGUUAUUGUCAGUGGUUGACAAGUUACUGUCAGCCACUAACAAAAGUAAAAUGAUAACUGAGAUCCUGAUAGUAAAAUUAAAAAUCGAACGUGGUUUGAAUUUGGAACACUAUAAUUCCAAAUUCAAAAACAUUUGCUUUUUUGUUUAAUGAAUCAUAAUAAAAAGGUUUUGUAACUUUGUGCCCCCGUUUAAGAAAGUGUACUAAAGUCUUAAAAGUACCUACCUAACAUAGUAACAAUGCAUACUUAUAUUUCAAUUUCAUAUUCAUUUACCUACAAAUUAGAAAAACAUAAGUAAAUAAAGGAGCUUAAGUAACAUAUUUAUAAGAACUAAUUUUUAAAGUGAUUAGUCGUAAAAUAAGUACCUGUUACUUGAUGUUUAUUGCCUUUCAUUAAUAAAAAUGAUACCAUUUGAACGGUUCAUGAUAUCAAAAAAAAAAAUUAAGAACCUACCUGAACAAAAACAAAUAUU